Molecule: messenger RNA, 1065 nt
Organism: Drosophila busckii
Lineage: Eukaryota; Metazoa; Arthropoda; Insecta; Diptera; Drosophilidae
Product: sulfotransferase 1C2A
Exons: 4
Coding region: 245-1009 (254 amino acids)
Biological process (GO): sulfation
Cellular component (GO): cytoplasm
Molecular function (GO): sulfotransferase activity
Source: RefSeq, a predicted model, not a curated record
UUUCCAGUUAGUGCAACAGCCACAGUCAACAUGUUCGCAUGCGAAUCUCUAGAAACCUCAGCUACAUUUCCUAUGGUGCGUCUGCGCUGCGCAGGCGAUGCCGUCAAUGCUUGGCUACCACUGCAGCAGGAUUGGAGCUCAAGGAUUUGUGUUACUCCCAGAGCGUUACAGCGGCUCAUUUGCAAAUCGCGUUCGAUGCAUUGCAAACGCGGCAGGAUGAUGUCUUUGUAGUUACUUUCAUGAAAUGUGGCACCUACUUGGAUGCAGGAGCUGGCCUGGCUGCUGCUCAAUCAAUUGGACUUCAAGCGUGCCAACAGCAGCUACGCCAAUGGAACGCAGCAUUUUCUUAGAAUACUCAACUAUAGCUGCAAAUCUUCCAAUGGAUAGUAUCGAUGCUUGUAAUCAAAUGCCAAGUCCACGUCUUAUCAAGUCACAUCUACCUGCUCAAUUGCUGCCACGUCAGCUGUGGCAGCAAAAGCGCAAGAUUAUCUACGUUGCUCGUAAUCCCAAAGAUUGCGUUGUGUCCUCUUUUCAUUUCGUCAACGGUUCGGGCUUAUGGAAAGGCGACUUUGAUACAUUUGUCGAUGAUUUUAUAAACAAUAAGAUACUAUAUACUUCCUACUGGACGCAUAUUGUUGAUUUCUGGCGUAUGCGGCAUGAACCGCAUAUUUUCUUCGUCACCUACGAGCAAAUGAAACGCGAUUUGAAGCAAGUUAUUGAGCAGUUGAGCGCAUUUCUGGGUGUCAAUAGCCUCAAUGCACAGCAAAUGGAACAACUUUUGCAGCAUCUUAAAUUCGACAAUAUGAAACAAUCGAAGUACACUAAUUUAACUGGUUUGUUAAAGGAAACACAGAAUGUCUCAGCAGAUUUUGAAUUUAUGCGACGCGGCAUAGUUGGUUCAUUCAAAGAUGAACUGAGUGUUGAACAGCGCCAAAAAUUGGAUGCAUGGACUGCAGAGUUUUUGAGUGUAUAUAAUCUUAAGGAAAGUGACAUAUUCGGUCAGCUAUGAGGCUUACAUAACUCAAAGUAUUUAUAAGUAAAUGAAAUUUGUACUCAGCAUAUAUU